CACAACAAAAAAACACAGUGUAACACACAACAAAAACAUCUUCAUAAGAAUCACACCUUAAACUCUUCAAAAUCUCUCUCUCUCUCUCUCUCUCUCUCUCUCUCUCUCAAAAAGUUUCAAUUUUUCUUGAGAGAGAAUCACAUUCACAUCAAAAAUCUCAUAUACCCAUUUCAAAUUCUUCAAUUGGGUUCUCUUUAAUCUUCAAAACACACACAAUUCACACCUUAAACACUUCAAAAACUCUCUCUCUAUAAAAGUUUCAAUUUUUUUUUUUGAGAGAGAAAUUCGUUCAAAUCAAAAUCUCAUAAACCCAUUUCAAAUUCUUCAAAUGGGUUCUAUUUAAUCUUCUUUUUCAUCAACCCCAUUAAUUUUUUCAUCUAAAAAUUUGAUUUUUUUGAUAAUUUUCUGUAAUGUCGACUGCUCCUGCACCAUCUUCGCCGCCGGCGGGUAACGCCACCGCACCACCACCAGCAACACCUACUGCACCACCACCUGCAACACCUUCAUCACCACCACCUGCAACACCUUCAUCACCACCUCCGGCAACACCUUCAUCACCUCCGCCGUCAACUCCGGCGAAUCCACCACCGGUCACCCCAUCUGCUCCGCCUCCUUCUACCCCGGCAACACCUUCAUCACCACCUCCGUCGACGACUCCAUCAGCACCACCACCAUCAACACCUUCAAAUUCACCACCCUCGCCACCAACAACUCCGGCGAUAUCACCACCGUCCGGAGGAGGCACUACUCCGUCUCCACCUUCCCGGACUCCACCAAGCUCUGAUGACAGUCCAUCACCACCAUCCUCCAAAACUCCGCCGCCACCUUCACCACCGUCUUCAUCAAGUAUAUCAACAGGAACUGUCAUCGGAAUCGCCGUUGGAGCGGUGGUGGUUCUGGUGUUUUUCAGCAUUUGUUGCAUUUGCUUUAGGAAGAAGAAGAGAAGAAGACGUGAUGAAGAAUACUAUGGUCAGCAGAAUUAUCAGCAACCACCACCAGCACAGAGACCCAAAGUUGAACCUUAUGGUGGUCCACCACAACAAUGGCAAAAUAAUGCUCACCCUCCUUCUGAUCAUGUAGUCUCAAAGCCACCGCCUCCUGCUCCAAUUCCACCACGACCACCAUCUCAUGUUGCACCACCGCCGCCACCUCCCGCUUUCAUCAGCAGCAGCGGUGGUUCCGGAUCAAACUAUUCUGGCGGCGAACUGCUUCCACCUCCUUCUCCAGGCAUUGCAUUUAGCUCCGGAAAAAGCACGUUUACAUAUGAGGAGUUGGCGCGUGCAACCGACGGUUUCUCUGAUGCUAACCUCCUCGGUCAAGGUGGAUUUGGAUAUGUGCAUAGAGGUAUUCUCCCUAAUGGUAAAGAGGUUGCUGUUAAGCAGCUGAAAGCUGGUAGCGGACAAGGAGAACGCGAAUUUCAAGCUGAAGUUGAGAUUAUUAGCCGUGUUCAUCAUAAACAUCUUGUUUCUCUUGUUGGAUACUGCAGCACUGGGUUUCAGAGACUUCUUGUUUACGAAUUUGUUCCUAACAAUACUCUGGAAUUCCAUUUACAUGGAAAAGGAAGACCAACAAUGGAUUGGUCUACAAGACUGAGAAUUGCUUUAGGAUCUGCUAAAGGACUUGCAUAUCUUCAUGAAGAUUGUCAUCCUAAGAUCAUUCACCGUGAUAUUAAAGCUGCUAACAUACUUCUCGAUUUUAAGUUUGAAGCAAAGGUUGCUGAUUUUGGUCUUGCAAAGAUUGCUUCUGAUCUCAACACUCAUGUUUCUACUCGAGUGAUGGGGACUUUCGGGUAUCUGGCUCCAGAAUAUGCUGCUAGUGGAAAACUUACCGAUAAAUCAGAUGUUUUCUCUUAUGGAGUCAUGCUCCUUGAGUUAUUAACUGGACGACGACCGGUUGAUAAAGAUCAGACUUACAUGGAUGAUAGUUUGGUUGAGUGGGCUAGGCCUUUGCUCAUGCGUGCUUUAGAAGAAGAUAAUUUAGAUUCUCUGAUUGAUCCAAGGCUUCAGAAUGAUUUUGACCCUAAUGAGAUGACUCGUAUGGUGGCAUGCGCUGCAGCUUGCACACGUCACUCAGCAAAGCGUCGACCAAAGAUGAGCCAGGUUGUGCGCGCUCUAGAAGGAGACGUGUCACUAGCAGAUCUUAAUGAAGGGGUUAGACCUGGACACAGCAGUGUCUACAAUUCUCACGAGAGCUCCGAUUACGAUACUCAACAAUACAAAGAAGACAUGAUAAAAUUCAGAAAAAUGGCAUUAGGAACUCAAGAGUAUGCCGGAAGCAGCGAGUAUAGUGGAGCUACUAGUGAAUACGGUUUAAACCCGUCUGGCUCAAGCAGCGAAAACCAAAGCCGUCAGACAACAAGGGAAAUGGGCCAGACAACAAGGGAAAUGGAAAUGAGAAAGAUGAAGAAUGGUCAAGGAUUCAGUGGAAGUUCAUGAGCUUUGACACAUUGUUUGCUAUUUUUUUUUCAUCUUGUAUAAAAAAUCUAUGUCCUUGAUUUUUCACCUAUGGAUGGUACAGUUGAAUUUUGCUUGACUGACAUGUUUGGAUUGACUUACCAAGUUAUUAUCACACUCUUUUUUCACAAGAUUGUUUCAUAUCUUUUAAUUGUAUUUAUCAAGUUAUACAACACAUAACAGUUGAUUCUUUCAUUA
This is a messenger RNA of Medicago truncatula (barrel medic), 2651 nucleotides long. RefSeq names its product proline-rich receptor-like protein kinase PERK1. The record is from RefSeq and is a predicted model, not a curated record. Bases 411 to 2435 code for a protein of 674 amino acids. NCBI's taxonomy places the organism in Eukaryota, Viridiplantae, Streptophyta, Magnoliopsida, Fabales, Fabaceae. Gene Ontology annotation, molecular function: ATP binding; protein kinase activity. The transcript is spliced from 8 exons. Gene Ontology annotation, biological process: protein phosphorylation.